Molecule: messenger RNA, 888 nt
Organism: Parnassius apollo (apollo)
Lineage: Eukaryota; Metazoa; Arthropoda; Insecta; Lepidoptera; Papilionidae
Source: the annotation of a GenBank genome assembly
AUGGAGGUGUUGUUGAAAGAUAUUCAAGAAGGCAAACAUAUAUUGCUAGUUGAGAAAGAGGGAUCGGAAAAUAAGAAAACUGUGGAAAAACUUUUACAGCAUUUGGAUCGCCCUUCGGAAUAUAUACAAUUGGAUGCAAACACAACGAUAGAGUCUUUGACUGAACAGCCAACUGACAAAAAUGGAACUGUCACAAGCGAGAAUUCACCAUUGGUGAAAGCAGUGAAAUAUGGCUAUGUGUUGGUUGUAGAAGAAGUAGCCGAAGCUCCAACUAAUGUGACAAGCAGUUUGAACAAUUUAAUGGAAAGUGGAGCAAUGUUACUGAGUGAUGGUAGAAGAAUAGUCCCCAAGGAAAUUAUGAAUAGUUCCGGAGGCAAAACAGCAAAUUUUAUUCCUGUGCAUGAAGAUUUCAGAAUGAUAGUUAUGGCUAGAGGAAAAGGAUUUCCGUCCUUGGAGAAAGUCUCCGCAGCUCCUUUAGCGUUAAAAAAUGGGGAGAUAGGCGUUACCGUCAAAGCAGUCGGCUCUAGCCCAGCGAUCACCACCGUUGUCAUGGGAGGUCCGGGCUCGGGGCCGCAUACUGCUACAGCAAUAGCCUCGGGUACAGCAGUCGCCACUGCAACAGCCUUGACCCAUGGUACAGGAACGUCGACUGCUACGGCACUUGCUUCCGGCUCAUCAAUUGCCACCGCCACAGCGCAUUCAUACGAUGCAGGAGACGCUACCGCCACAGUUAACACUUAUGACUCUGCAACUGCCGAUGCCAUAGCACACGCAUACGACACAGGGGUUGCCACUGCCACAGCGAACGCUUCCAGCUCGGCUGUCAUCAAAGCUGAGGCGAUCGCCAGGGGCAAGGAAGUCAUCACCAAAACACAAAAUGGGCCCUGA